Molecule: messenger RNA, 2541 nt
Organism: Clupea harengus (Atlantic herring)
Lineage: Eukaryota; Metazoa; Chordata; Actinopteri; Clupeiformes; Clupeidae
Gene: vps33b
Product: VPS33B late endosome and lysosome associated
Biological process (GO): vesicle-mediated transport
Source: RefSeq, a predicted model, not a curated record
UAGGAAAGAGAGAGUACGUUUGUUGAACUGUCAAAGUUCACCGGUAGCAUAAAACAACAACACUCAUGUGACAUUGAACCUAACUACCUAGGCCAGUGAAACAAAGCAUAAAUGAUCGUACGAUAUUUAAAUCAAGGUGGCAUACUCAACGCACACUGAACCAAAGAUUUGCAACCUUCUAGGUCAGAACUUCCAAGCUUCUUGAUUCUUUUGAGGUAAAACUACAUGUCACAUGAAAACGUUUCCGGAUAGAUACAAAUCCCUGCAAUGGGUUAGUUCUCCGUCUGUGAGAUCCAGGAAGCACGUGCUCGAUUGCAGUCAUUUGUAGUUAAGUCCCAUCACUUAACCAAUGGCACACACGGGCUGGAGAGACGCUCCUGACCUACCAGACUUCUCAUUGCUCAAGAGACUGGCGAGGGAUCAGCUCAUCUAUCUGCUGGAACAGCUACCAGGCAAAAAAGACCUGUUUAUUGAAGCAGACUUAAUGAGCCCUCUGGAUCGUAUCGCUAAUGUCACCACGUUAAAGCAACACGAAGUAGACAAGUUGUACAAAGUUGAACACAAGCCGAUCGUCAGUACUUCAGAUCAGCUAUGCUUCCUCAUAAGGCCACGAGUACAGACUGUUAAAUGGGUUUGUGAUAUUGUCAAUGCAGACAAGGCAGUAGGAAGAUUCAGGAGAUAUAAGAUCAUAUUUACUCCACAAAAGUUUUAUGUUUGUGAAACAAUUCUUGAAGAACAAGGAGUCUAUGGGGAUGUGACCACAGAUGAAUGGGCUUUUUAUCUCCUGCCACUGGACGAUGACAUCAUCAGUAUGGAGCUUCCAGAAUUCUUCAGAGACAACUUUUUGGAAGGAGACCAGCGAUGGGUGACUACCGCAGGAAGUGCUCUGCACCUGCUGCACACUCUCUAUGGUCCCUUCAACAAGGUGUAUGGGAUUGGCCGAUGUGCCAAGAUGGCCUAUGAGUCCUGGAGGGAAUUGCUGGAGGAGGGUGAACAGAAGUCUCAGAAACCAGACAUCGGAAAUGUUUUUCUGAUUGACAGAGAUGUGGACUUUGUUACACCUCUUUGUUCACAAGUUGUCUACGAAGGUCUUGUGGAUGACAUCUUUAGAAUUAAAUGUGGAAGUGUGGAGUUUGGCCCUGAUGUCACUUCCUCUGACAAAAGUAUUAAAGUGAUGCUGAACUCUCAGGAUAAGGUGUUUAAUGAGAUCAGAAAUGAACAUUUCUCCAAUGUGUUUGGCUUUCUAAGUCAGAAGGCACGGAACCUCCAAACUGCAUAUGAUAAACGGCGUGGUAUGGACAUAAAAGAGAUGAAGACGUUUGUUUCUGAGGAGCUGAAAGGCUUGAAACAGGAACAUCGGCUCCUUAGCCUGCAUAUUGGAGCAAGUGAGUCUAUGAUGAAAAAGAAAACAAAGCAAGAUUUUCAGGAGCUCCUAAAAACAGAGCACUCUUUACUUGAAGGUUUUGAAGUUCGUGAAUGUAUUGCCUUCAUUGAGGAGCACAUCAAUAGACAGGUGUCAAUGAUUGAAAGUCUGAGGCUUCUUUGUCUGUUGUCUAUAACAGAAAAUGGACUGCUCCCUAAGGAUUAUCGGUCCCUUAAAGCACAGUUCCUUCAAAGUUAUGGCAUAGAACACUUAUUGACGUUUGCAAACCUGCGGCAGCUGGGGAUUCUGGUGGAGCAGCAGCCAGGAGAGACACUGACAGUAAUGGAAAGUAAAGUGGGCAAACUGGUCAAUGACAGGACAGCUGGAAAGCUCACUGAAACAUUUUCCUCUUUGGCAAAGAAAAGCAAUUUCCGGGCGCUGAGCAAAAGGCUGACUCUGGUACCAAAGUCGGAUGAGGAAUAUGACCUGCGAGUACCCAAAGACAUGGCCUACAUCUUUAGUGGUGCUUACGUCCCUCUUAGCUGUAAACUGAUUGAGCAGGUGUUGGAGCGGGAUGGCUGGAUGGGAUUGGAAGAGGUCACUCGAAUGAUAAAUGGCCAUGAAUUUGCAGUCACUGCUGGAAGCAAUGGUGGGGAGGCCAGAGUCAAGACCGAUGCCCAGCGGAUCAUCUUAGUCAUGUUCCUGGGUGGAUGCACAUACUCUGAGAUCGCAGCCCUGCGGUUCCUGGGCAAGGAGAAAGGUCUGAAGUUCAUUGUGGUGACGACAGCCAUCACAAACAGUGGCAGAAUGCUGGAGGCGCUUCUAGACCACUGAGCAUCUGAGGACAUCGAGUCAGGGAGGAUCUGUCGAAACCAGGUUGAUUUUGAUUAUGGGUGUCAAGAAACCAGGACCACAAGAGGAAGACAUUUCAGAGACUGACUGUCUAACCUUCCCAGCCCAUGCUUAUACUUUGUACAGAACUUUGCACCUUUUGCUGAUACUGCUCAAGGAUGAUGCAUUUGUAUGUGCCUAUGCCACUGGCUACUAGAUUUAUCACCUGUAGACCUACAAUAGAGGUUUAUGGAAUUCAGGCCUGGUCAGAAGGAAAGUACUGAAGACAUUGGAACUGAAUCUGCGUAGUUAUCUGGUAGUAACUAAUAAAGGUCUGAUACAUUGCA